UUUGUUGGAGUCACUUUGACACAGGGGACUUCUAUCAGUUAUGUAACAAUCUGUGGCCCAGCCCCAGGUGAGCAGUAAAUAUUCACCUUCACAUGAGAGCCAAGGCUGCAGCGCUGAGUCACGGGGAGUCGGGGAGCCCCACUGCCUGCUGGGGCCUUGAGCAGGAAUUCUGGAAGGUGUGAUCGCUCCAGCUGGCUGGGUCAGACUGCCAGGACCGGAAUCUUCCGUGGCCCGCAUGGCCCGCGUGUUCGUGUACGGGACCCUGAAGAGAGGCCAGCCCAACCACGGGGUCCUGCGGGACCAAGCCAACGGCUGCGCCGCCUUCCGCGGCCGGGGCCGCACACUGGAGCCCUACCCCUUGGUCAUCGCCGGUGAACAUAACAUCCCGUGGCUACUCAACCUUCCGGGGCAGGGGCGGCAUGUGCUCGGCGAGAUCUAUGCCGUGGACGAGCGGAUGCUGAGCUUCCUCGAUGAGUUCGAGGGCUGCCCCAACAUGUACCAGCGCACCCCGCUGCGCAUCGCCGUCCUCGAGUGGGAAGGCGCGUGUGGGGCCCCCGAGGAGACGCCGGCCGCCGACGGGACCCUGCAGUGCUUCGUGUACAGCACGGUCACCUACGCCCCCGAGUGGGUCCACCUCCCACACCACGACGAUUACGACUCCCAGGGGGAGCACGGCCUCCGCUAUAAUCCACGGGAGAACAGAUGACAAGUGCAAGGACGGCUCCUCCGCUGGGGUGGGGAGGUGCGGGGGACAGAGCCCCGGUGAUGAGAGGACGCCCUUGGCCUGGUCGGCACGCACUGGGCGCCUUCAAUGUCCGUGGAAACAGUUGUAAAACUCAGUCCGGGAAAAGGAACAAUCUCUCUUUCAGUUGCAGCUGAUUCCCCCAGUAUUUGACACACUGAUCCCAAGAUUAUGCCUGAAGCCUGUCUAUCCCAUAGCGCUUUGUUGCUUGCUGCUUCAAGAAAGCCACAGGCUUGAAUCGAUGGGAUAAGGAAAAUUCAAGAUCUUAAUUCCCCUAAAUGACAUUUCAAGAACUCAUAUGUCAGAUUUUUCUUUCUUUUGCUUUGCUUUGAUCUGGAGAUAACAUUUAAAUUGUAGACUUUGUGUAGCAGCUAGAUUUCAGCAACCCUACUGUAUUGAUUCUAACUUGUAGCAGCAAGAAGAAUUUUUUAAACUGAUUUGGGUUAUCUCACUGUAAUAAAAGAACCCCAAGAAAAACGUAUUGUGUUUGGGUAGUUUUAAACUGUAUAAAACAUUAGUUUUCACAAUUUUCAGAUCAAGCUUAUUAAAAAAGGGAUUACUAAAGAU
Lontra canadensis (Northern American river otter) is the source of this 1309-nucleotide messenger RNA. It is a transcript of the gene GGACT, whose product is annotated as gamma-glutamylamine cyclotransferase. The transcript has 2 exons. NCBI's taxonomy places the organism in Eukaryota, Metazoa, Chordata, Mammalia, Carnivora, Mustelidae. The record is from RefSeq and is a predicted model, not a curated record. Gene Ontology annotation, molecular function: gamma-glutamylaminecyclotransferase activity. Bases 236 to 706 code for a protein of 156 amino acids.